This is a messenger RNA of Bicyclus anynana (squinting bush brown), 6278 nucleotides long. RefSeq lists its product as uncharacterized. The transcript has 18 exons. NCBI's taxonomy places the organism in Eukaryota, Metazoa, Arthropoda, Insecta, Lepidoptera, Nymphalidae. The record is from RefSeq and is a predicted model, not a curated record. The coding region runs from base 25 to 3612 and encodes 1195 amino acids.
CAGAUGAGGCCGUAGUGACGUAGCAUGGGCCAGGCGGGCAACCAGCCGGGCGCCGAGCAGCGCGCGCGCCGCGCACACACCCUGCCGCACGAGCCGCUGCGACACGCGCCCAAGGUGCUGCCGUCGCUGACCGAGUCUCCCCGGCUGCGCAGCACGGACAAUGGCGCCAUCCUGCACUCCGGCGGCACCAUCAGCGGGCGCAGGCCCGGCUCACAGCCGCAGGAGAGCUGCAGGGUGCCGCAAGGACAUGUCCACUCCAACGUAUACAGGUCCAGGUCGGCCGGAGUCCCGGCGGACAGUGAGGCGAGGCCCAGGGAGCGGGACCCGCUGCACCGAUCACAUACCAAUCUUGAAUUCAGGCAUGACUCUGGUUUAAAAAGAUUUGGUUCAGAACCUGAUCUAAGAAUCGAAGAGGAGCAACCAAAGCCGAUGAGAUGCACAAAUAAUAAAAACUUUAGAAAAAAGUAUCGAGCUCCGCCGCCUCCAAAUAACAACCAUCAAAAAGGUUCAUCGCCAGAUUCCAACGACAGGAACGCGAAAGCUGAACCACAAAGAAAGCUCAGAUUAUUUAGAACUAGAAACGAAACCAAAAAACUAAAUGGUCACAUGGAUUCAAAGAUCCCCGUUUACAAAAACACAUACACAGAUUUCAAGUCAUUAGACUUUAACGAUAAUUUCGAAAGGCGAUACAAAUCUCCGUGUAAGGAUAAUAAGGAGCAAAAUUUUAAAUUGACCGAUGGCAAAGAUAUGAUCCAAAGUACGGCAUCAUUGAAGAAAGAAGAACGACUGCUGCAAACCAGGCAAGACUUCAGAGUGACGCGAACUGACAGGGUCAGCGGAUGUAGAGCGAAGACUUCGAAAACGAAUGAACAAAGCGAAGCAUGGAAAACACCUCUCUUAAAUAGAAACUUCAGGCAUUCUGAAAGGUUCAGUAAGGACGAUAACUCACAACGAUUACUGAGAAGAGAAAAAACCUUCGACGAUACCCUAAUUUUAAGUGAAAGAGAAAACGAUUCACCUAGAGCUUUGCACGAUAAAAGAAAAAAAGUUACAUGUGAAGAGUUACAUAACAAGUUAAGUCCUUUAGGUCAAAGGAACGAGCCGCUAAGGAAAUCUCUUCCUUCGUUACUAAACAAAAGUAACGAAGAAAAAGAUGAGUUUCAGGAAGAACUCAAGAAGGCGACCAGUAGGAUAAGGAAAGAGUUAGGAACUAAACUAAAUGUAAGCGAAAACAGAACUAGUCAAAUCGAUAAAACGAGUAUACAGAAACCAAACCCAACGAAAUCGGCAACUGAAAGCAAAGUCACAGAGUCUAGUCUUAAAACAAAUAGUAAACAGGAUACGAAACCCACAAAUAAUGUAACGAGAAGGCCAUUAAGUCGAAUUAAUGAAUCCAAACAGAAAACAACAACACAAAAUAAAUUAACAACAAACGAAGUAAGCAAGUUUAAAGUAGAAAGUAAGGAAAAUGUGAGAACAAUGCCCGACAGAGGGCAAGCUUCUGGAAAGGAAUCAACGCCUGAACAUUCACCAACCAGAAAAAAAGAAGCUUUAAGACGUGCUACGCAAGAAAAGCAAAGGCCAGCACCAUCCAAACAGUUCUAUUUCGGCAUGAUCGAGUCCAAAAAGACCGAACCACAAGAUCAUCUCAGAGACUUCCCCGGUCUAGGGAGUCCUAUCAUCGAAGAGCUGAGUAACUUCCACCUCAUAGAGCAGAAACUGCUCGGAUAUCACGACGAAGAUGAAAUGGAAAAGUUCAAUGAGAAACUUAAGGAAGAUUGCAAAAGAAAUUUAUCAUCCGAGUCAGCGCUAUCAUCAGAAGGCUCGGAAGGCGAAAGUUCAGAGGGAUCGUUGGGCAUUGCGCUCCGACUGCGACCGACUUUGCCCAAGAAACUGCCCAACGCGCCGCGUUUCUCGCCCGCCGCCGCCUGGAGACAACUGGCCAGCUUGGACGCACAUCUUGCCGAAACUCAACCACUAGCCGUGGAGACCAAAGUGUCAGCAGACAUACCGGCCGAGUCGUCUCCACGCUCCGACCAGUCGGCCGACAAGUCGGGCGACUCGGGCAUAUCCGCCGACCACGGGCUCAGCGAUCAUAGGAUAGAUUCUCCUGGACAUGUAGCAGAGCAAGGCGCUACAUGGACGCCACAACAAGACCUUGGCGACAGCAGCUCCGACGGCGCGGGGGCGGAGCACCCUCACCCCAACGUGGCGACCUACAGCCCUGGCGCUCAGCCCUUCAGCCUCAGCCUGCCGCGGGACCAGGACAAAUUUAAAGGAAUGUCGUGCUUCUACGAAUGCUUCCAGGGCAAGCAACUCCAGCAGGGCUUCAACAGUCUACAGAAACUUCGGAAAUCAGUGUCAGGAGCGUUAGGAGCUGCGUUGGGUUCCAGAAGGUUCGAUUUAGAACACGAACCAAUGCUAGAAGAACCGGAGCAAAACUGGUUCCUGACAAAGUCAGCUCCCAAUUCCUUGAGCAAUCCCAUGUUGUACCACCAGCAGUUGAGAACGAAGGUGCCAGAUGAGGUGGGGAAGGAAGAACCUUCGCUGUCCAUGGAUAAGACUCAGGAAGAAGGCAGAUGGCGCAGCUCGUACAUGAGCUGGGGCGGGCACGUGAUGUACCUGCCGCCCGCGCCCGACCAGCCGCUCUCUAUGAUGUCUAUGGAGCGACCUGUUAGGAGCAAGUCGAGCGGCUGCCUGGAGCUGGCGGCGCGGGCGGCGCGCGCGGCGGCGCUGGCGGCCGAGAUGCGCGAGCGGGAGCGCUCGGCGUCGCCGGACGUGGCGCGCGCGGAGCCGGCGCGGGUGGAGCCGCACACGCGCAACGCCAACCCGGGCAGAGGCAAGCGGUUCACGUUCCAGUCGACAGUGCGGCAGGUCGAGCGGCGCAAGAUCGCGGAGAAGCUGUCUCGAGAGGCAGAUCUGAAGGAACAGCAGCGAAGAACCGAGCUGGAGGCCAUGCGGAGGGUAGAGGAAGAGUUCCAGCGGAAGCGAGCGCGGGAGAAGGCGAACAUCCGACAGCAGCUGCGACUGGUGAGCAGCGGGACUAAUGGCGUGCCGCCAGCUUCACAUCACAAUAAGACUAGAGACGAGCCCGACGGUUCGUGCCGCGCGUCUCCUGCGGCGGAGAGGACUCGCGACGCGCGGCCGCGGCACAGCAACACGUCGUCUGAAGCCAGCGGCAGGAGCAAGAGCACCACGCCGAUCCGCUGCGUGGAGCUGUCGGAGUGGCGCACGGAGAGCGGCGCGCGCGUGUACCGCGACUGGCCGGCGCAGGCGGCGCACGCGCACGCGCACCCGCCCGCCUGCGCGCGCAUGCCCAUGUCCGUGCACAACAACUACAACGCUGCAGAAGGCUCGGCGUUCAGCGGCAGCCCGCGCUCCGACAACUACCGGCUGGAGUUCGCGCGCGGCCGCUCCCCGCGCACCCCGCGCGCGCCCCGCCUGCUGCCCGCCGCGCGCUCGCCCGCCUCCUCCACCAGCGGCUCGGAGCUGUCGCUGCGCCAGCCCAUCAAGAUCAGCGAGCCAACUAAGGAGGAAGAGGCGACGGAACCCGCCAUCGUCCCCACCCUGCGGCCCUCCGGCCCGGCGCGGCCCGUCGUCGCCAUACGAUAGCCUGCCGACCACAGUCAUAGGGAAAUACCACAUUCAUAAACCCGUUGAGCGAAGAGGGAACUCUCUCAGUACUUAUGUGUACGGAAUUCUGUUCUAGCAUUCCGAAAUAGGUCCUCUAAAAGUGAAAAAACACUUUAAUUUUAGAGGACCAGCAAAAGCAAACUUGACUUUACUCAGAGAUGUUAAUCGAAUUCAGAUAUGACAAGCUCAAAAAAAACUAAAAUACUUCAGCAAGGUGUUUUCAAAUUACUUACUUACAAAAAAGGAAAAUGUGAAUUUCAAGUACUAUGGGCUACAUUAUAAAUUGAACAGUUUGCAAACUCAACUAAUAAAAACUAUCGAGCUUUUUGACAUUUAAUAGUUCCACUGUGUACCUACGUAAUUUUAGGGUUUCGAACGUACGUACUAGUACAUAAAAAACGGAACCCUUAUUUGAAAUAGUUAUGUAAGCGUAUAACUUAACGGUUCGCAGUCAUCAGUUAAAUUGUUAUUGGUUUUAAUCUCAAUUUGAUUACGUAACUUCCUUCAGCUUGCGUAAGCCUUUAUUCGCACGAGAGCUUUUUAAACGGACGUUAGACAGUUCUCGUGCGAACGAGUGCUGAAAGUGGCGGCCAAAUAGAUUUGCGAGGUGAAGUUAUAGAGAUUAUAGUUUGACAUACCAAGUACGGUAUCAUAUCACUUAUUGUUAACUUACUUAGUUUUACACUUGUAUGUAAAUGUUUGUAUUUUAUAUUAGAGCUAAGUUUAAACAAACAAUGCAAUAGCUGUCGUCUAAGUAUGUGAAUAAUGUUGGAGCUUUAAUCUAGACUUAACUGUAUUCUUACUAACUUCUAGUUAUAAAGGUGCUAAGAAUAAAUUAUUUACCAAGUAGGUUUAAGAGAUUCAACAUGUUUUACGAACUUUUAUGCAAAUGUUUAACUCUUUUUUAUAUCAUUUAAUUAAAAAAGAUAGAAAUAAUUAACAGAUGCUCUAUGUGGACAAAUUGUGUUACUUCCCACAAGACAUACAAUUAUACAAUGCCCUGUCGAUUUCUGUAAUUUUUUAAACAAGCAAUGUAAAAAAUUUAAUAUUAAAACUCGAUUUGAGAAAAUAUUCAUAAUGAGACCCCAUCUCGAAAAGUCACUCUAUUCCAAAUGGGUUUAUUAUGUUUAUUUAUGCAUCAUGCAAGUGACCGAGGUUAUUUAUGUGGUUUUAGAAUAACCCAUAAAAAUGUGGCACAACCUUUGACGUAAUGACCAUAAGGCACAAAUGACCGGGCGUGGCGGGUGCCCGUCAGAGGGUUAAAAGCCACUGUGGCCAUUUCCGGGAUUUACUACUCCGAUAUCCGGACUCGGGCGUGGUCACAACAAAACUUGGGGCUCAUAUAAAAGGGUUAAUUCGUACAUAAGAUAUAUGACUCAGAAAAGGAUUUAUUAGGUAGUGAUGGUAUAAAACUAUUUAUUUCAAGUUAUACUAUGAGUUUUCACAAAAAAUGAACUCCAAUAUUUCCUUGAUGUUAAGAAAAUUAUUCUUUGUCCAAAGUAUGAUUGUAAUACAGAUUUUAAGUAAUUAAUAACUCGAUCACUGUGUUCGUUAAGUGUCACUGACGCUCAAAAGGGCUUUAAUUUUUUUUUACAUAUAAAUGUGUUGUUUGUUUGCUUUAUUAAGGAGGUGGCAAAAAGAAAGUUGAAAAGAAGCAUAAUAUAUAAUAAAUGUAUAAUAUAUAAUAUAAUAACAAACUUGUCUAAUUUUGUGUAAGUCUGCAUGGGACUUGGAAAGUUGAAAUUUGAUUUUGAAAAGAUACAAAAAAUCUAUAGAUAUUUAAAUCGCUAUAAAAAUACGCCAUCUAGUAUUAAAGAAAUUAUUAUAUAUUUAUUUCACAUAACAUGUUGAUUCUCUUAAUGUAUAUUAGUGCAUAAUUAAUAUGUAUAUAGCAUAUUUAUUACCUAGUAGGUGAUUUUAAUUCUAACUUAAUCAAUGAAUUUUAUCAGGUGCAAUAUUCACAAUACAUAGCUAAUAGAUAUACUUUGUAUAAAUGAGCUGAAUUACAUUUUUUAUUAUAUUACUUUAAUACACUUAACUCUUAAUUUUCACAAUAAUGUAACAGAAAAAUGUUCAUGUAAUUAUAUUAUUUUUUGUUAUAAAAAAAGUAUAAUUAUUCAAAAUAUUAUUAAUAGGUCCAUGUGGUCAUAAAAAACUAAAAUCAACGUUUUUUUUGUUUUAUAUUAAGUAAUAAUUAUAUUACUAAUUAUUGUAAUUAUUAAGUAAUAAUGAAAUAUUUGUACCGCUCAAUAUAAGUCUUAAUAUUACGCAAAAUAUUGCGGAAAAUAAUAAUAUUCUUUUUAUUAAUUGAUUAUUUAAAAGGAUUUACGAGUAGCUGUGGAAAUUUUUCACGAAUAAAAAGCCUUAAAGUCUUUAUUUAUUUAAUAACCGUUAUUAUGAAUCUUGAGUAUCCGUAGACUAAAAGUUAUAUAUGAGGAUAGUAAGGAGAUUACGGUUCUAUUAAUGACAAUUCUAAUCAAUGGGCGCAUACCUUUUUACAAUUAUUAACAUAGUAUCUACAUUAAAUUAAUAUAAUUAAUGGAACGAUAUAUUCAUUAAGCAUUAAGUUUUGUCAUGCGAAACGGUGCGUGUAUAUUUGUAAAGUUAUUAAUAAAAAGUGAUAAUAAACAUCAUAUUACAAUAGA